GUUAACAAAACUUCCCAUUACCAAUAUUAGUGUAGCCUAAGAUACAUGUCUAUAGAUUUUGGCUCAGUCUUUUCUCAAAAAUCAGUCCCAUUUUGGUUAAAAUUGGUUGAGUUCGCCCAUUAAUACAUUGUGCUACCGAAAAAUAUGGAGAAUUUCAGAUAUGGAGCGACAUAUAUGGAAGAAAAAAUAAAUUGGCGUUUGAAGAAGACGGGGAAAGGAAGCGAGCGCUAUUGGAAGAACAUUCACAUAGUGUUCAAGACUUUUUUGAGGUGUUUGCAGUAAUGGCUAUGACCCGUAUAAUACUGAUAUUGAGCGCUUAGCUCAUCGUCCAAAGAGGGUUGCAGAAGAUCAGUGGCGUUCAUUAGUUCAUUAUUGGAGUUCAAAAGAAGCAAAGGAAAAGAGCGAGAGAAACAAAGAAAGUCGAAAAAAGUUAACUAUGCCACACACAUCAGGAAGAAAAAGUCUUGCUCAAAUUAUAGAUGAUAUGACAAAAGAGAAUACUGGUGUAAAGCCAACUCGUAUUGAGGUGUGGAAAACAACUCACACUAGAGAGAAUAAACAACCAGUAAAUGACAUAGCCGGUGAAGUUAUGAAACAAAUGGAUGAUCUUGCUGAGGUGUAUCCCGAGUUAAAUGUCCCUGGAAGUGCUCGCAAUGAUAUAUAUUCACAAGUAAUGGGACCAGACACUCAUGGGAUUGUUCGAACUCUAGGAAAAGGAGCAGCUCCAAGUUUAGUUUAUGGCCCAGUAUAUAAACGAUCACAGUUGGAGCAACGAGAUUUUGAUGCAAGGGUUGAGAUAGAAGUUCAAAAAGCUACCGUAGCAAUCCAAAUUGAUAUGGAUAAAAAGUUGGUUGAAGCAAAACAAAAUAUGGAAGCAAAAAUGGAUGAAAGAAUGGAUGAAAAGGUGAAGGAAAAAGUGAAGGCUGAGAUGCAAGCAUACGUACAGAGUAUCAGUUUUAUGAAUGGCUCAAACAGUAAAUCAAUCAGUAAUGAAGAGCUUUCCCAUAACUCAGUUGAAGACCGCCAACAAUCAUUAUCUCCUGUAUCAGUUGUUCCAACAAAAAAGGUUAACUUAAUCAAGAACACCACAAAUAAUGGAGUUGACACACAAAAAAAGAAGUGGCACUUUUGAAGAGUGUGUGAUACCAAUUAUUGGCAAGUGAUGCUCGAAUUAUGGAAAGAUGAAUUCCAUUUGUCUUGUUGCAGAAUUUAUUCUAGAAAUUUAGGGAAUUAAAGAGAAAGUUUGACGUAGUUUCAUGUUGAAAUCACUUUAGCUUUUAUGUUUUAGUUAGAAUUUGUUUUAUUUGAGAUAGAACAACAAGUCCUUUGAUUUGACAGCGUCUAACUUGCAAGGAGACCUUUCUCUGCUAUGUCCUUUGAAAUACAAUUGACUGUCUUUUACUA
Molecule: messenger RNA, 1404 nt
Organism: Lycium barbarum (goji berry)
Lineage: Eukaryota; Viridiplantae; Streptophyta; Magnoliopsida; Solanales; Solanaceae
Exons: 9
Coding region: 437-1132 (231 amino acids)
Source: RefSeq, a predicted model, not a curated record